Molecule: messenger RNA, 4421 nt
Organism: Mustela erminea (ermine)
Lineage: Eukaryota; Metazoa; Chordata; Mammalia; Carnivora; Mustelidae
Gene: GATA3
Product: GATA binding protein 3
Exons: 5
Coding region: 1464-2573 (369 amino acids)
Biological process (GO): embryonic organ development; positive regulation of transcription by RNA polymerase II; immune system development
Cellular component (GO): nucleus
Molecular function (GO): RNA polymerase II cis-regulatory region sequence-specific DNA binding; DNA-binding transcription factor activity, RNA polymerase II-specific; zinc ion binding
Source: RefSeq, a predicted model, not a curated record
GACCCCCCGCCCAGCUGCCGCCGCUCCCCGCCGGGUCGGGGAGGCGGGGAGGGACGAGGGGGUGGGGAGACCCAGCGAAAGCCCCCAAGUGCCGUUCCUGCUACAAUUCAAAAAAAAAAAAAAAAAUUGGGGCCCGGAAAUGGGCGAGGAAGCAGCCUCGGUCGCCGCGAGAGUGUGUUUUUCAAAAAGUCGCAGCAGGCGUCUCUCCGCGGCGGCUGUGCCCGGGGCCUGGCGCUCACCUGGCAGGCGCCCGACUGCAGCCCUCUCUCCCCGCGCGGCCGCAGGUUCGGGGGGCGGGGGCGCCUCCGGCUCCGGGGCUCCGGGAGCCGAGCCUCUGCUCCUGCGGCUGCGGCUCGGUGGGCCCGCAGGCGGCGCGGGCCGAGCCCGGCUCGGGCUUGGGUCCUUCGGAAAGGGCUUCGCUCCCCCAGUUAUCCUGCAGUUCUUUCUCGGGGUGGGGUGGGGGGCUUCUGCCAGCGUGCCUCAGUUUCUUUUCUGGGCACACGUUCAGAAAGGCCGGAGAGAAAUGUAAUCCACAUCCCUGUUUUUUUCUUUUCUUUUCUUUUUUUUUGUUUUGACCUCUCCCCGAAGCUAGUGUAUUUGGUUCCUGGGCAGGUCUGGCACCCCUUGGCUCUGAGGAGUGGAAUUCUGGUACUUGAAGGGGUUUCGGUGGGGAGGCUACUGUCUUAAACGGGAGAUUCCCGGCUGCACAGAAUUUUCCUGCGUCUUGGCUUUUAGGUUGCCGCAUUCCCUGCUCCCCCAAAACCUUGCCUUACUCUCUCCUCCGGCCUACCACAGUCCCCUUAGGCUCCCAAAGAAGAUUUAGGAUCCAACGGGGUUUCUUUCUUAUGUGGGAGUGAUUCCCACAUAAGAAAGAAAAGUUGUCUUGUCUUUUCUUUUUUUCCUUUCUCUUUCACCUUUGAAUAGUUUCGCCGCUUUCUAAAAGGUUAAGAACUCAGCCUUGUGCAGGAAGGGGGGAAAAAGCUCUAAGAUUUCCAGCGUAAGUGAGUUCCUAAAGAAGAUAUAGAGGCACAAUCUCAGGCAGAGAAAAUGGGAGUCUCUCCUAGUCUGGGCGACUGAGGUCUUCCUUGGUCCCCCUACUUAGAGCCUGCACUGGCGACGCUGGUGACAGAGCCCCUCGUGGCAGGCGUCCACCGCCCUGCUGUCACCAGGUUUUAAACAAUUGUUUCUGCGGAUGGGGCGCUCCUUGCCCUUCUUCUCUGCAGAUCAGCAGUUAAGUGGAAAUGCGGUAGAUGCAGACUUAAUAUUAUUUACUAUACUACUUCCUGCAUAACAUUGAAUCUUGACCCUUGGCGUUCAGAGCCUCUCCUUCCCCCUCCCCACCCCUUCCUCUCUCAAGAUUUUAGUUUCAGUAUUGUUCUUCAUGGUUAAAGAGAAUGUCAGAUGCUGAGGUAGGUAGUGGAUUAAAAGAUCAAUAGGUGUGUGGAUUUGCACUUAAAGUCUGCAUGGGCCCCUCUCAGGGGAGCCAGGUGUGCCGCCCGCCCCUGCUGCAUGGAUCCCUGCCCUGGCUGGAUGGCGGCAAGGCUCUGGGCAGCCACCACACCGCUUCGCCCUGGAACCUCAGCCCCUUCUCCAAGACGUCCAUCCACCACGGCUCUCCGGGGCCGCUGUCCGUCUACCCGCCGGCCUCGUCGUCCUCGCUGUCGGCGGGCCACUCCAGCCCGCACCUCUUCACCUUCCCGCCCACCCCGCCGAAGGACGUCUCCCCGGACCCGUCCCUGUCCACCCCGGGCUCGGCCGGCUCGGCCCGGCAGGACGAGAAAGAGUGCAUCAAGUACCAGGUGCCGCUGCCCGACAGCAUGAAGCUCGAGUCCACGCACUCGCGGGGCAGCAUGACCACCCUGGGAGGGGCGGCCUCGACGGCGCAUCACCCCAUCACCACGUACCCGCCCUACGUCCCCGAAUACAGCUCCGGACUCUUCCCGCCCAGCAGCCUGCUGGGGGGCUCCCCCACCGGCUUCGGAUGCAAGUCGAGGCCCAAGGCGAGAUCCAGCACAGAAGGCAGGGAGUGCGUGAACUGUGGGGCCACCUCCACCCCCCUGUGGCGGCGGGAUGGCACCGGGCAUUACCUGUGCAACGCCUGCGGGCUCUACCACAAAAUGAACGGACAGAACCGACCCCUUAUCAAGCCCAAGCGAAGGCUGUCGGCAGCAAGAAGGGCAGGUACGUCCUGUGCGAACUGUCAAACCACCACCACGACACUCUGGAGAAGAAAUGCCAACGGAGACCCCGUCUGUAAUGCGUGUGGGCUCUACUACAAGCUUCACAAUAUUAACAGACCCCUGACCAUGAAGAAGGAAGGCAUCCAGACCCGGAACCGAAAAAUGUCUAGCAAAUCCAAAAAGUGCAAAAAGGUGCACGACACGCUGGAGGACUUCCCCAAGGGCAGCUCGUUCAACCCGGCCGCCCUCUCCAGACAUAUGUCCUCUCUCAGCCACAUCUCCCCCUUCAGCCACUCCAGCCACAUGCUGACCACUCCGACGCCGAUGCACCCCCCGUCCAGCCUCUCCUUCGGACCUCACCACCCUUCCAGUAUGGUCACCGCCAUGGGUUAGAGCCCCUGCUCGACGCUUCCAGGCCUCCCAGCGAGAGUCCCUCCAGACCCUCCCAUGUGCAUUUUUGCAGGAGCAGUAUCAUGAAGCCGAAGUCCCACGGAUCUAUGUUUCUGAAGGCAGAAAGCGAAACGACGGUUGCCACUUUCGCAGAAGAGCUCACUGUGCUGUGUUCUUGAUCACCGAAUCUGGAUCCCAUUUGUGAAUAAGCCAUUCAGACUCAUGUUCCCUAUUUAUCAGGGUCUCUCUAGUGCUGUGAAAAAAAAAAAAAAAGAAAAAAAAAGAAAAGAAAGAAAAUAAACCACGCCGAACAUUGCAUAUAACUUAUAUUGUAAGAAAAUACUGUACAUUAGACGAAGACGUUAUCGCAUCUGGGUAGCUGUAAGAAAGGCAUGAAAGACGCCAAGAAUUUUAAGGAACACGGGGGAAAUAAAGUGCGGAAAUUAAGAAGAAACUAGGUCUGCUCCUCUCAUGGACGAACCGCCAGUGUCAAUUCCUUGCACUGGUCGUGGUCCUUGGAUGGAUUAAAAGGAAAAAAAAAAAAAAAAAAGCAAGAAAAAAAGAAAAAAGUCGUAGGCAAAUCAUUUGUUCAAAGCGGUGGGCCUCUGUCUGGAAAAUUCUGUCGGUUCUGGGCAGUCAGUGUGGCCACUCACGCACGCACGCAUUGGCAUCGAGGGGGUCCGAGAGCCUCGCUCAGGCCUCCCCGCUUUGUGAACAAGUCCCUGUAAUUGUUGUUUGUAUGUAUAAUUCAAAGCACCAAAAUAAGAAGAGAUGUAGAUUUAUUUCAUCCUAUUAUACAGACUGAACGGUUGUACAAAUUUAUUUACUGCUAGUGUUAAGAACUACUUUCUGUUUUCUUAUUUUCCUUCUUUCUCGAUUUUUUGGUUGAAUAAACUAGAUGACCUUCAGUUGACCUAAGGUGGUCUGUGCUCCGGAGGGCUUCUUUUCCAUUUUGUUUUUUGAUGAUAUUUAUUAACUAGCUUCUAAGGGUACAGCAGCAUCUGUCUUUUCCCUCACGCCUCCCACAGCCCGGGCUUUGGGGAAGCAAAUGUUUGAGCGCCCGCCGUGCAUGCCAGGGACCUCGGCCAAACAGACGGGGUCCUGAGAGCCAUCCGCCGAUUGUCAGCGCCUGUCGUGUUCUGUGUUAGUGAUCACCGCCUCCCAUGCAGUCUGUUGGAAUACUAGUGUAAAAAUUAAGCGCAGAUAUCUUCAAACAGCCAAAUAACAUCGUUAUCAAAACGGGGUGGGGGGGCAGGCUCUUAGAGAAUCUGGUAGCUCCCGCUAAUUUAAAAACAAAACCCAAAUGGGAAGUUAUUCACUAGGAGAUAAUGCAAACAUUUAUUCCUUUGGGAAGCCGGGCAUCUUUGGAGCGCUGUCUGCAGCCCGGGGAGCAGGGAGACCGGGGAGGGGGGAGUAACUUCUGGGCCCCCUUCUGUGUCCCCUCGUGAGCUGUAGCCCCUGUCCUGCGGGGCCCGAGCAGCCACGUCUCCUUGCAGGGGCGAGGGGACCAUUCCCUCGCAGAGAUCCCGGGCGGACUGCGGAUGAUGGAUUCCCCGCGCUUCUCUCUGCAAGAGGUCAAGGAGCUGGGCUGGUGCCUGAGUUCAUCUCUGUGCUGCUUUUCUACUGUCGAAUUGAAUAUCACCGCAGUGGAGGGUUUGUUGGCAUGUUUGCGACACACGAAAUAACCGUUUUUGUAACUUAUGCUGUAUAGUUUCCUUUUACUCUGUUGACAGAACGUGUAACCCAUGGCGCACAUUUUAAAAUCUCUGUUAAAUCGCCUCUCUGCUUUCUUAGCAAAUAUUUUAAACCUAAAGCUAAAUGUUGAAAUAAAGGAGUUAGAGACUGAACUGA